Molecule: messenger RNA, 3141 nt
Organism: Nothobranchius furzeri (turquoise killifish)
Lineage: Eukaryota; Metazoa; Chordata; Actinopteri; Cyprinodontiformes; Nothobranchiidae
Gene: fscn1a
Product: fascin actin-bundling protein 1a
Biological process (GO): actin filament bundle assembly; cell migration; establishment or maintenance of cell polarity
Cellular component (GO): filopodium; growth cone; lamellipodium
Molecular function (GO): actin filament binding; protein-macromolecule adaptor activity
Source: RefSeq, a predicted model, not a curated record
CCGAGCUCGCGCUGCUGAGACAAGCAGAGCACAGUGGACCGGUGGCGCGCGCGCUCACACACGCACUCAUAUCACUCCCCAAACAAAGAGAAGCACGCGAGGCGGCAGAGCAUCUCACCCUUUCAGCCGCGAGCCCACUUUGCAGAAGAGUUCCCCUCCCGAGCUCCCGCUCUGUCACCCCUCCGAGGCAGAACCGGUCCGAACCGAAGCUCGAACGCACGGACCAUGACGACCAACGGCGCAACUAACGGGACCAGCGACAUGCUGCAGAUCCAGUUCGGUCUCAUCAACUGCGGGAACAAGUACCUGACGGCGGAGACGUUCGGAUUCAAGAUCAACGCGUCCGCCAGCAGCAUGAAGAAGAAGCAGAUCUGGACCCUGGAGCAAAGCGGGGACGACACCAACGCCAACGUGUUCCUGCUCAAGUCGCAUCUGGGUCGGUACAUCGCCGCCGAUAAGGACGGGAACGUCACCGGGGACAGCGAGGCCCCGGGUCCGGACUGCCGCUUCGUCAUCACCGCUCACGAUGACGGACGCUGGUCCCUGCAGUCCGAGCCGCACGGGCGCUACCUGGGCGGCACCGAGGACCGGAUCAUCUGCUUCGCCCAGACCGCCUCGGUGGCGGAGAAAUGGAGCGUGCACAUCGCCAUGCACCCGCAGGUGAACAUCUUCAGCAUGACGCGCAAGCGCUACGCGCACCUGAGCGACAAGGUGGACGAGAUCGCCAUCGACCGGGACGUCCCGUGGGGGGUGGACUCCAUGAUCACGCUGGUGUUCCGAGAGCAGCGGUACCACCUGCAGACGUCCGACAACCGGUUCCUGAGGAACGACGGCGCGCUGGUCGCCACCACGGACAAGAACACGGGAUACACGCUGGAGUUCCGCUCCGGGAAGGUGGCCUUCAGGGACUGCGGCGGCCGGUACCUGGCUCCCUCCGGACCCUCCGGUACCAUGAAGUCCGGCAAGAGCGGCCGGGUGGGCAAGGACGAGCUGUUCGUGCUGGAGCAGAGCCACCCGCAGGUGGUCCUCACCGCAGGGAACGAGAGGAACGUCUCCACCCGGCAAGGCAUGGAUCUGUCAGCCAAUCAGGAUGAAGAAAGCGACCAGGAGGUGUUCCAGGUAGAAAUUUGUCGUGAAAACAGGAAGUGUGCAUUCCGCACGGCCGCAGGGAAGUACUGGACCCUCACUGCCAACGGCGGCCUGCAGUGCACCGCCUCUACCAAGUCGGCUAAUUGCUACUUUGACAUCGAGUGGCGUGGAAAGAGGCUGACUCUCCGGGCCGCCAACGGAAAAUACGUGGCCGCCAAGAAAAACGGGCAGCUAGCAGCCACCAUGGACUCAGCAGGUGAGUCUGAGGAGUUCAUCAUGAAGCUGAUCAACCGCCCAAUCAUCGUGCUGCGAGGUGAGCACGGCUUCAUCGGCUGCAGGAAGGUGACCGGAACACUGGACUCCAACCGCUCCUCCUACGACUUCUUCACCCUGGAGUUCAGAGACGGCGCGUACAGCCUGCAAGACUCCACUGGUAAAUACUGGAUGAUCGGGAACGAGCAGUCGGUGGUGAGCAGCAGCGACACUCCCGUCGACUUCCUCUUCGAGUUCUGCGACUACAACAAGCUGGCUAUCCGCCACGCGGAUGAUGGGAAAUACCUCCGCGGGGACCACGCCGGCGUGCUGAAGGCCAAUGCCGACGACCUGGAUAGCGCCACACUCUGGGAGUACUGAGGGAGGCUGGGAAACCACGGCAACGAGGAUGCAUUCCGCCCUCUUCCCUCCUUCUGACACCUCCUGUUAUUUUUCAUCCUAUUUGACUUUAUAUGUUGAGCUACAGAGAUCAGUAAGGAUGGGAGGAAGGAGACCCGUCUCCCCCCUUCCUUUUUAUCCUUCCGUCCUCUGUUUCUAAGCUCUGCCCUGCAGUGCAGACCUCCAUCUGUUGCCAUAGUUAUCGCAGGGCUGUGCACUUUUUCCUGCUUCGAGCUGGUUUGCUGUGCAGCAUGUCACUAACCCCCACUCCCUCAUCUGUAUUCAUGCGUCUGAACCGGCCCGGUAGACCUUUUCCUGCCUGAUCAGAGCUCCACAAACAUGUGGUUGCAUCCCCAGCUUCUUCUUCGUUGGUAUCAGUAGAGUUGGGUCCUUUGUUUUGGGGCUGGAUCUCUGAGUGUGUGUCUGUGUGAGUGGGCCUUCCUGCCUGUGAUGACUGUAAUAUAAGUUAGCGUGGAUCUGAUGGAGGUGCAGGUGGCCAACCCCGUUCAUCUCAAGUGUAAGUCCGAUUCCUGUGCUGCUCUAGCUGCGUUCUCAUUGGUUGGCGACAGCGCCAAGGUCUUAAACCAGGAUGUAGAACUCGUAGCCACUCGUCCUGGCCGGCGUCAGAUGUGAAGAGCUGCGCUCGCGCUCGUCGCUGGGCGUAAACGAACCAGGUGUGACUAGUUUCCUGUUCUAUGUUUGAGGCACAGCCAUUAUCAUGGUGACGUGUGCAGCAGGUGUUGAGAUGCGCAGAAUGCUGCUUGCUUAGUUUCCCUCCACUAAAUGUGCACCUCAGCCUUUAACGACCAAACUUUUGAUACUGGAUAAACAAACUUCAAUCAAAUCGAACAGAAAUCUGGUGCUGCUGCCGGCGUCGUGCCGCCCCGUCCUCCACGCCGCCUCUCCGCCCCCGCACAACUAAAGCUGCUGCUGCUUUGAUCUUAGCCUUUCCGUAAAACCACCUUUCUUUGCUUUUGUUGACUAAUCAAAGCAACAGCUGGAGAUUUCAUCAGUCAUGUAGCACAACGUGUUAAUCGGCUCUGCCGUGUUUGCCCUUCUGUCCUCGGCACGAGCUGAAAAACGUCCAUCAGACGAUCCGUCCCUGUGUCCCGUUUCCAUGGUUCCCUUGUUUUGGGUGUUUCCACGAAGGGUUAAGAAGGUGAAAUAAAACGGAGCCUUUCUCCUCCGAGAGCGAACAGAUGUGGAAGGAUAAACAUGUGGUAAUGACUGUGCCUUACCGGUAGGGAAAUAAGUAAAUAACGAAGUCCACAUCUUUGUUUGGUAAAACUGGAAUUUUUCUUUAGUAUUUUGUACUAUUUUUUGGAUAUUGUGGAAUAAUCUCUCUUGUGCCAUUGGUUCACCUAAAGUCCAGCGACCAAUAAAACUGGAAUUUGAAAUGCA